Molecule: messenger RNA, 1245 nt
Organism: Pochonia chlamydosporia 170
Lineage: Eukaryota; Fungi; Ascomycota; Sordariomycetes; Hypocreales; Clavicipitaceae
Product: thaumatin family protein
Exons: 2
Coding region: 1-1245 (414 amino acids)
Biological process (GO): defense response
Cellular component (GO): extracellular region
Source: RefSeq, a predicted model, not a curated record
AUGGUCACGUCACUACAAGCCACAACUGCAAAAGCUCGGUCCCAAUAUUCCAUGAAUCGACUGUUGCUCAUCUUUGUUACCUUUGGAUCGCUCGUUCCAGCGGCUCACUUGGGAGGACCGGCGCACGGGAAUGAGCAUUGGCAGGCAGAAUUCUUUCGCUACACAAAACGAAAUAUUCCUGCGAAAAGAGGUCCGCCUGAAGAUUGGGAAGGCAAGAUACCACUUGUUGUAACCAACAAAUGCGAGACUACAAUCUGGCCAGGCAUUGCCACCCAGUCUGGUACCGGUCCGGGAACAGGAGGGUUUGAACUGGCACCUGGAAAGAACAAGACAUUAUGGGUUGCACCAGAUUGGCAGGGUCGAGUUUGGGGCAGGACGAAUUGUACUGUCAACGGGGAAUCAUGUGCUUGCAAAACCGGAGACUGCUUUUCUAAACUGGACUGCGAGUUUAGCGGAGCAACUCCUGCAACUCUUGCAGAAUUCAAUCUUGCCGGAGGAGUCACUGGGAUGCAAACAUUCUACGAUAUAUCUUUAGUGGAUGGCUACAAUCUCCCCAUGGGAAUCAACUACAUCCCUGCCAAGAACACCACAUAUAUCCCCCCAAACCUGACAAACUGCGCUUGCAUCGCCACGGCAGGAUGGCUCUUCAGCAGUGCCAAAACGGGUACAUUUUAUGCCAACUCUACAUUUCCCGUCCCCUGGGAACCAGAAGAAACCAAUCAAAGUGUAGAAAACUGGUGCCCGUGGCCGAAUCUCGCCUUUCCCCCCACUAAGCCUGGGGAUGGUGUAUACCCAUAUCCCGACGACAACAUCCAGCGACCGGCAUUUUCGCCUUGCAACAGUGCGUGUGCAGCAAGCGGUUCAGACAAGGAUUGCUGUGUCGGAAAAUAUCACGACCCGAAUAUUUGCAAGCCAUCAGGUUACAGCAAGGCUGUCAAAUCCGUCUGCCCCGACGCAUAUAGCUUUGCUUUCGACGACCAACAGUCUACCUUUAUCAUUCCCAAGGGAGGUGGCUGGGAAGUGGUCAUGUGUCCAUCUGGCCGAUCGACUAAUAUUUUACGGCAGCUUGGCAAAGAAUUAUCAGAGCUGGCGAGUGGUGGCAGCUUGUCAAAACGGUCCAUUAGACUGCUUAGGGAUGUCGCUUAUAUUGAAGCUGACAAGGGAGCAGCUGGCGGAUUGAAGCCAUCGAACGGACUAACGGUUGCCUUGUUGGCCUCACUUGUGGGAUUCCUUGUCAUGGUUUGA